AUCUCCCACAACAUGUCUACAAUACGGACGUUCUCACAGACCAGCAGCUCUGCAAUGAGGAGAGCAUCUCCAGUUUGGACCAGGAGGAAACGGUUCCUCUGCCGAUUAAAGAGGAACACGAGGAACACUGCUUCACUGAGAAUGAAGAGCAGCUUUUACUGAAGCAGGAAACUGACACCUUCAUGGUGCCUUGCACUAAUGAGGAAAGUGAUGAUAAUGAACCCAAAAUACGUUCUGACCAGUUCAUCUGUCACAGCUCUCCUGGAUCUAAGAAUCAUUACCAGGAAGUAGACAACCGUGUGGACACCAGCACAAAGCUGAAGCCAAAGAAGAGACAACACAGAAACAAAGACCACUAUGCAUGCAAGGAGGACAUUUUCGAUGACAAAUGGCUCUUUAACCUGGAGAAUAAAUCUGGUCUGAACGAGCAGGACCUAGGCCUUCUACAAAUAAAAGAGGAAGAGGAGGAACUCUUCACAAAUCAGGAGGGAGAGCAGCUUGUGCUGGAGGGAGAGCAGCUUGUGCUGGAGGGAGAGCAGCUUGUACUGGAGGGAGAGCAGCUUGUACUGGAGCAGCAAACCAAUCCCUUCAUGAUCUCUUCAGUUUUUGAGGGACAGAGUUCCUGUAAAGAAGAGCCAAACAGCCAGCUCCUUUCUCACGACUCUCUAUGCCAGGGAAGAGCAGAUGAGAAACCAUAUUCUUGUAACACCUGUGGGAAGAGAUUUAAAUACGUGUCAACAUUGAAAGUACACACGAGCAUUCACACAGGUGAGAAGCCUUUCUCUUGCGACGCAUGUGGGAAAAAAUUCAGGAGAAAGGAUAACUUGUUGGUCCAUAUAAGAACUCACACCGGUGAAAAGCCUUUUGCCUGUAACAUCUGUGGGAAAGCAUUUAGUGACAGAUCAAAUCUGAUAUGUCACGUUAGAUAUCACACAGGUGAGAAGCGACAUUCCUGCGAUACUUGUGGGAAGCGAUUUUAUCAUAAAGGCAAUUUAACGGUGCACAUGGCAACGCAUACAGGUAUAAAACCUUACCACUGCAACACUUGUGGAAAAAGAUUUAUCCGCUUGGAAAAGUUGAAGAGCCACAUAACCAUUCACACGGGUGAAAAGCCAUAUUCUUGUGAAGCAUGUGGGAAAAAUUUCAGAAGACGUGACAAAGUACUGAACCACAUGAGAACCCACACAGGUGAAAAGCCCUAUCCCUGCAAGAUCUGUGGGAAACCGUUUAGGGACGCUUCAAAUUUGAUACGUCAUGUUAGGUUUCACACAGGUGAGAAGCCAUAUUCUUGUGCCACGUGUGGAAAAAGAUUUACACAAAGCGGUAAUUUGACUGCCCACAUGAAAACUCACACAGGUAUAAAGCCUUAUCAAUGCAACACAUGUGGGAAAAAAUUUACCUGCUUAUCAAAGUUGCAAAGGCACACAAGAACUCACACAGGUGAGAAGCCGUAUUCUUGUAAAACAUGUGGAAAAGGUUUUGGCCAAAUGAGGGAUUUAACUGUCCACAUAAGGACUCACACAGGUGAUAAGCCCUACUCCUGUGUAACCUGUGGUAAAAGCUUCAGUCAGAACAGUCAUUUGAAUGUCCACAUGAGAACUCACACAGGUGAGAGGCCAUAUUCUUGCAAAACUUGUGGUAAGACUUUCAGUCAAAAUAGUCAUUUGACUGUCCACAUGGGGUCUCACACAAGUGAGAGUUCUUACAAAACAUUUGGAGAAGUUUUUACUCAAAGUGGUGGGAGUGUUCACGUGAAAAAUCACACAGCUGAGAGGCAGCACCUUUGCAAAUCUCCUGGCAAAGAUUUCAGUUCUGUGACGGAUCACACAAGAAUCCACAUGGGUGAGGGGGUGAAAUUUAGCGAAACUACACCAAGAUGUGGUCAAAGUAGUGACUGACAGUGUACACAAGAAGUUGCACAAGUGAGAGGAAGAAUGUUUGUAAAACCUGCAAGAAGAGGUUCAUUCCAUGAGGUUUAAUGCCACCAUUGUCAAAGCAUAUAAAACUGCAAAAUGUGGAAGAUGUCAAAGUAAUUGUCACUGAAACAUUGAUACAAAUCACAUGGCAAAGAGAAAUUGUAUUCAAAUAAUUAUGUCACAUGUUAUUAAGAAACGGUCGGGGAGAGAUGCAUCGUCAAAAACAGGAAAUGUGUCAAGAAGCCAAUAGAAGGGAAGCGGGGAGAAAAUCCUCCACAUCUUAUGGAGCUAUAGGUCCAAAUGUAAAAAAUUCAGCUUGCUAGAGUGCAUGAAGAAGGUCAAGAAGAGACAACGGUGAGUGUUUUACAGCCAUCGUUAAACACAGUGGGGACUCUGUUUUGGUUUGGGGCUGCAUUUCAGCCACUGAUGUUGGCAGUCUUAUCAAAACUGAUGAAAUUAUGAACCUAUUAAAGAAGUGUCUGUGCAUCUGUAAAGCUGUAAAGUGUCAGCAUGACACUGGGCCUCAUUUACUAAUGUUUACGUAGAAUUACUCUGUGUAACGGAAAAAAAAAAUUGUUCCCAAGAAAAAUUAUUGUUGUAUUUAUAAAACAUACAACCGGCCUAUUUAGUUUUUACUGCUUAUUUUAAUAAAUCUGAAGUGUUCGGAAUCAACAACCUUGUAGAAUCUCCAUACAGUUUGCAUACUAUCUGCAGACUGAACCGCCCCAAUUUUCUACAUAAGGACACAUUUCCCUCCAGAUGAAGUGGAGAAAGUGGUGAUAAUGUGGUAAAGAGAGACGCCUGCACCUCUAGGCAGGAAAUAAGGAGAAAGUGUGACUGCACAAAAUUAAAUAAUAAUGUCUGAGGUCCAAGGUGGAAGCUUUCCAAAGUGUUUCCACAGGAGUGAUGACUUUUUAAAAAUAAAUAAAAAGCGAUACUGAGUCUGAAAUGCAGGAGUUCAUUUCCCCUGAAACACUUAUUUUCGCUCAAGUAAGAAAGAAAAUUUGAAAAAGGCGCUAUGACUAACAGACGGAGAACAAGGACCACAUGGAGUAAUCUGUCAGCCUCAUAUGAAAAGCUCAAUGCAAUGAAAACAGAAAAUCCAGAUUCUUCAGCAUCAAGGGUGUAGUACCAAAAACAUAUAUAUUGCAAAUGAUCACAUCCAGCAAUGGUAGAAGUCAUUUUCAGUGGAAAAAUAAGAACAUUUAAGAAACAAUAAAACACAGAUUAAUGGAAUAUUUUUAAAUUAAUAGAUGAGGCUGUGGAUGCUGCCCGCCACUCUGUUGUGGUAAAGACAGGUUCGGUGUUCCCUCAAAUAAGCUGGAGGAGGUAGCAGGAUUGAGGGAGGUCUAGGCGGCUCUCCUUAGGCCUCUGCCCCAUGACCCUGUCCCACAUAAGUGGAAGAAAAUGAGUGGAUGAAGGUUGACUCCCACACCUCUUUGCAUCCAUAUAUUUUUUGUUUGUUUGCGCUUAUCCUGGGUCGCGGGGGGCAGCAGCUCCCUCUCCCCAGCCACCACCUCCUAAUCUCUUUAGGAUUCCUGGGUCUGCCCCUCUGCCUCACCAAGGAGGCGCCCAGGGGGCAUUCUUGUCAGCUGCCCUUACCACCUGAACUGCCGCCUUUCAAUAUGGAAGUGUAGCAGCUUUACUCUGAGUCCCUCCCGGAUGGCCAGACUCUUCACCCUUUCUCUAAGGGAGAAGCCAGCCACCCUUUGGAGAAAGCUUAUUCCGCCAUCAAAGCUUGUGACCAUAGUUGAGGGUUAGGGACGCAGGCCAUUACGAACCGGUACAGCGUCCACAUCACUGCAGCCGCAGCACCAAUCUGUCUGUCGAUCUCAUUUUCCCCUCUCCCCAAGACUUCAAUACUUCUCUCCUUGGAGAGAACAAGUCUGAUUUAUUGCCGGCAAUGUGGACCGCGCAAUUGCAAGUCGUAUAAGGACUGAAUGGCGAAUAGCAACAGGCCAGACACCGCUUAUUCCUGAAGCACCUCCCACACAACACUAAGAAACAGUCAAAUGCCUUCUCCAGGUCCACAAAACACAUGUAGACUGGGCAAACUCCCAUGCACCCUCAAGUAUCCUUGAGAGGAUAAAGAACUGGUCCAAUUUUUCCACUUGACCCGUUGGUACGAAUCAAUCAAAAAAAUUAAAUCCAAAGUCCCACAGGGUAAUCAAUCCCAAUAGGACUCCUCCUCCUUCUCCCCAGCAUCCUUUGGAAUGCUGUCAAAGUUCUGCCCAAUGUGGGAGUUGAAGAUGUGGCAUUCCCAGCACAACAUCACUAUAUAUUCAUGUGCCCCACAGAUCUCCUCCACCACUUGAUCCAACUCACCAGGUGGUGAUCAGCGCCUCUCUUCACCUGAGUGUCCAGAACAUAUAGCCAAAGAUGGUAAAUGGGCUGGUUCUUAUAUAGCGCUUUUCUACUCUUCCGAGGACUCAAAGCGCUUUACACAACUUGUAAAGCAUUCACACAAACACAUUUUCUAAGUGCUUUCUAACUAACAUUCACACACACCUUCAUACACUGAUGAAUCCAUCGGCGUAUGAAGGUUAGUAUCUUGCCCAAGGAUAUUUGGCAGCCAGGAAUCAAACCACCAACCUUCCGAUCAGUAGAUGACCUGCUCUACUGCCUGAGCUACAGCCACCCUGAUGAUAGGAUUACAAAGUCAAUCAUCGACCUGCGGCCUAGGGUGUCCUGGUGCCACAGUCUGUCCUUAUGUUCAAACAUUGUGUUUGUUAUGGACAAAUUGUUAUUUGCACAGAAGUCAACACAACACUUAUUGUAGGGUCUACCUUGGAAUAUGAAACACUUUGAGGUGACUGUUGUGUUUUGGCGCUGUAUAAAUAAAAUUGAAUUUAAUUGAAUUGAACACCGCUCAGGUUCAGAUCUGGCAGGCCAUUCCUCCCAGUCACGCCCCUCCAGGUCUCACUUUCGUUGCUCACAUGAGCAUUGCAGUCUCGCAGUAGGACGACCCUCAAGCACCACACCCAGGUACUCCAAGAAGGCUGAGUACUCUAAGCUGUCAGUUUAUACAUGCGUGCGCUGAAUACACUGUUUUCAUUUAGUGUUUUUGUUUUCUUUACCUGUGCUAUUUAUUUUGUGGUAUAUGAUCAUUUGGAAAACUGUAAAUAAGGCUAUAAUAAUUGGGGGGGGGGGGGUAUUGUUUUUUGUAGCAAAUUCAAAUUCCUACUGCAGCCAGGCUGUGAUUUGUUAUCCAUGGUCAGAGGGGUUACAACAUUUGUUUGCAAAAUACAAAGAAAUUCAGUUAUGAAAAUACUGAUAAAUCACAGAUUUUACUGUAAAAAAUUGUGCAUUUGCACUGUUUGUAAAUGAGGCUCGGUGAUUCCAAACCAGUGAAUAAACCAAUAAAACCAUACCUGGUUAGCACACAGUGGAGCACAAUCCCAGAAUCCAGGGAUUGUGUUGACAGCAAAUGAAACAAAAGGCAGCCAACAUCAAAAGAAAAGCUUUUUAAAGCUGUUCAAUCAGCCUGGAGGACUUUUCCUAAAGACUUUGUUUUUGCCUUACUUGUAAACAAAAUAUAAAGAAGCUUGUGUGUGUGUGUGUGUGUGUGUGUUAACAGGUCUAAACUUUAACUUAAAAUGUUGUCCUAGAUUCAACGAUUUAAACCUUGGGCUUGUUUUCGCUACUAUAAUCUAUUACCAGGUUACCGGCAAUGUAAAUCCUGUAGUUAAUGACCCCCAAUUUUUUUUAAUUUUUUUUCAGUAAUGAUGGAAAUUUGGCUGUAUAAUAAAAUUGAGAAAAGAGUGAGAGUUCUUCAGCUUAUGGCAUGCAUCUGCAUGACUGCAUGACAUUUAGGAUUUGUUUUCUUUAUGAGAGCAAAACAAACUUUUUAAAUGUUAUUUUAUUGAAAAAUGGCAUGUACAAAAUUCCAGAAGUGUAUUUUUUGUCAAUACAUGUCAGAGAUGUAACUGUCUAAAUCUGGUAAUUUUCUUUCUACCUCAGUAGUGUUUGAAUUAUGAUGCAAAGAAACCAUAGACUUCUCCCUGAUAACUAGACUUUAAUGUUUUAGAACCUGUUUCAUUUUGUAUCUGUUCAAUUAUAUAAACUGUGUUUCAGUGUGAGGCUAGCAUACUGAAGAUGUGUAAACAUUAUCUGUAGUAUUGUCAAGCGUGCUAUAUAAGUGAAGUACAAAUGGUUUUUUGCUUUUUUUACAAGGCUUUCCAAAAUGAGUCUUUCCAAUACGAAUUCAAAAUGAUGUUUAGGAAAUGUAUAUGAAAAUGACUAUUGUAACAAUGAGCAUCAUCAUAACUAAAUGAUGAUAUAGUAA
Haplochromis burtoni (Burton's mouthbrooder) is the source of this 6201-nucleotide messenger RNA. RefSeq names its product zinc finger protein 2 homolog. NCBI's taxonomy places the organism in Eukaryota, Metazoa, Chordata, Actinopteri, Cichliformes, Cichlidae. Gene Ontology annotation, molecular function: DNA-binding transcription factor activity; RNA polymerase II cis-regulatory region sequence-specific DNA binding. Gene Ontology annotation, biological process: regulation of transcription by RNA polymerase II. The record is from RefSeq and is a predicted model, not a curated record.